AUGUCUCAGAUCUCAAGCCUAAAGUUUUGGAUGGCAAAUUUGGCAAAACUGGAGUUUGCUGCCUUGGACCUUUCCGGGGACAACUUUUCAUCAUGGGUCCUGGAUGCCAAAAUUCAUCUACGAGCCAAUGGCCUCGGACAAACAAUUGUAGAUGAGAAUAAUGCUUCGCCUGAAGAGAAUGCGAAGGCCAUGAUCUUUCUUCGCCGCCACAUCCAUGAGGCGCUGAAAAGCGAAUAUGUGGUGGUUGAUGAACCGUUGGUUCUGGGGAAAGCUCUAGGUGAAAGAUACGAUCACCAGAAGACGAUGACUCUUCCAAGAGCUAGAUACGAAUGGACCCACUUGAGAUUUCAAGAUUACAAGUCAGUGUCCGAGUAUAACUCGGCUAUGCACAGAAUUACCUCAUUAAUGAGGCUAUGUGGAGAAAAUAUAUCUGAGGAGGAUAUGCUCGAAAAAUCUCUGAGCACUUUUCAUGCUUCAAAUGUCCUCCUUCAACAGCAAUACAGACAUAGCAGUUUCAAGAAGUACUCGGAACUUGUAUCUUGCCUCUUGUUAGCUGAGCAGAAUAAUGAGCUAUUAUUAAAGAAUCACCAAUCUCGCCCAACGGGCUCAACGCCACUUCCUGAAAUAAAUGCUGCAUCUCAGGAAGUGAAUGCCACUUCAUCUCGUGGUAAUAUCCACAAACGUGGGCGAUGGGGCAAGCGUGGCCACUGGCAAGGAAAUAAAAAAAAUCGUGGUGCUCGUUCAGAGGGUUUAGGUCCAAGGAGUGGUCCAUCCACGAACGGCAAAAAUGCAUCCCGUAAUAAGGGAAAGGCACAGAUGAGCCAUGUGCCUAGAAAUGUUGAAAGCCCUUGUCACAGAUGUGGUGCAAAGGGACAUUGGGUGCGCGCAUGUCGUACGCCCAAGCAUUUGGCGGAUCUCUAUCAAGCUUCACUUAAGAAUAGGAAAGUGGAGAUAAAUUACAUUGAUCAUGCUCCCCCAGCCAUAGAUGGCUCAUCAGAAAUAUCACGUCAGCAAAACAAGACGCAUCUAGAUGUUUCUGAUUUUGUUACUAAAAGAUGGAAUGAAGGUUAUGAGUCCGAAUUAGAUUAA
Messenger RNA from Prunus dulcis (almond), 1089 nucleotides. RefSeq lists its product as uncharacterized. The record is from RefSeq and is a predicted model, not a curated record. The coding region runs from base 1 to 1089 and encodes 362 amino acids. The transcript has a single exon. Gene Ontology annotation, molecular function: zinc ion binding; nucleic acid binding. NCBI's taxonomy places the organism in Eukaryota, Viridiplantae, Streptophyta, Magnoliopsida, Rosales, Rosaceae.